AUGGUUUUUACGUCUCUGCUCUGUCUGCUGUUGCUGCGACCUGUCUUCAACACUCUAAUGAGAUCUCCAUUGGAAGGGCUUUUUCAACACUUCUCUAGUGAAAGAGAUAUCGCUCCCUCUCCUGAUGCCUCUGUAAAUGGACAGCUGCAUCGAUCAGCUAAAUUGCCUGAUAUCACACAUCUGGAAUUGCUGGUAGUCGUAGGACCUGAUGUCCAGCAGGUCCACAAGCAGGACACAGAAAGAUACAUCCUCACCAACCUCAAUAUUGCCUCAGAGCUGUUGAGAGACAUAACCCUGGGUGCCAACAUGCGGGUGCACCUGGUCCGCAUGGUCAUCCUGUCAGAGCCAGAGCCAGAGAUCCAGCUGUCUACCAACAUCACCUCUUCUCUUAGAAGUGUGUGUGACUGGGGCAGAAGGAUCAACCCCUCCAAUGACACAGACCCAUUACAUGCUGAUCUCCUGUUGUACAUUACAAGGUACGACCUGGUGUUGCCUGAUGGAAACAAGCAGGUGAGGGGAGUAGCACAGCUGGGUGGGGCUUGCUCCAGUGAAUGGAGCUGUGUAAUUACUGAGGACACAGGCUUUGACCUGGGGAUCACCAUUGCUCAUGAAAUUGGCCAUAGUUUUGGAAUCAACCAUGAUGGAGUGCAAAACACUUGCAGCAGGAGUGGGUUCAUGAUGGCCUCUGAUGGGGGCUACAACAGUGUGGAUCUGACCUGGUCCCCCUGCAGCAGACAGCAGCUGCUCACAUUCUUCAGUGAAGCGAAAGCUGAAUGUGUAAAAGACCUGCCUGCGAUGGAAGGCUCCCUGCAAGACUGGAAGCCUGGUCUGUACUAUGGAGUUGAUGACCAGUGUCGAAUAGCUUUUGGUAGCACCGCUAGAGCCUGUUCUUUCACCAAUCCUGAUCUGCCCCUUUGUCGUGUUCUGUCCUGUCACAUUAAACCUGAUGAUAACAGCUCCUGCAAACGUCUCCUAGUUCCACUGCUGGAUGGGACAGAGUGUGCACCUAAUCAGUGGUGUCUGAAGGGGCGUUGUGUGUCCCCAGAUGAGCUCAGUUCCUCUGUUGUGGUGCAUGGCUCCUGGUCCAGUUGGUCUGAGUUCUCCCUCUGCUCACGAACAUGUGGUGGGGGCGUCACUCACCGCACCCGGCAAUGCAACAAUCCCAGACCUUCUUUUGGAGGGAAUGACUGUGAGGGUCUGGAUAUCAAAGCUGAACUUUGUCACCAGCAGCCAUGUGAGCACACCCAGAUGGAUUUUAUGGCAGAGCAGUGUUCCCAAACAGACCUUCACCCGCUCUACUUACAACCACACACUCCUUCUUUCUACACAUGGAUCCCUGCUGUAGGCUUCACACAAGGAGAUGAACAGUGCAGAUAUAUAUGCCAGACAGAUGGAGAAAACUUCAUAGUGAGCCGUGGCUCUCAGUUCGUGGAUGGCACUCGCUGUGAGUCAGACACUGUGACUCCCUUUGGUGCUACAGCUGCCUGUCUAAAAGGAAAAUGCCAGCUGUUUGGCUGUGAUGGUGUGCUGCAUUCUGGGAAACUGAAGGAUGUGUGUGGAGUGUGUGGUGGAGACGGAUCGUCCUGCAGUUUGAACUCUGACUCCUACACUGGUGGCCAGACCAGAGUGUCUGCUUGUUAUUCAAUCAUUUCUGUUUCAGAGUACACCACCUUCCUCUCUCUGCCAGUGAAUGCUACACAAGUUCAUAUUGUCAACAGGGCACCUCUCUUCACUCAUAUGGCUGUAAUGGUUGGGGAUCAGUACAUUGUGUCCGGGAUGGGCAGUAUGGCACUGAAUAUGACUCACCCCUCCCCACUGGAUGAUAACGGCCUUGAGUACCGGCUCCACCUGACCCCUGACCUCUUGCCAGAGAUGGAGGAGCUGCUACUGCCUGGACCACUGCAAGAGGAGAUACACAUACAGGUCUAUCGCAGAUAUGGAAAAGAAUAUGGAGAGAAAACAAAUCCUAACAUUAGUUACGAGUUCUAUGUACCUACCAGAAACAGAGAUAUGACAGACACACCUAAAGGCAACUGGGUCGUCUUUACAACACCCUGCUCUGUCUCCUGUGGAUCAGGUAAGUUACCGUUAGUCACAAAACACACUGAAAAGUAUAUAAAAAAAAACUGCUUACUGUUAUGUUUCCUAUCCUUCCCUUAUAAAUUCAAAGACUGUUUGUUCUUUUUAUACAUAUUAUGUCAUAUUGCAGGUAUACAGAAGCAUGUAUAUGUGUGUGUAGAUGAAGACACUAACAACCAUUUGGAGGAACACAACUGUGAAACAGCUCCUCCAGCCAUACCACUGCACACAACCUGUCAGCUCUCCCCCUGUCCCCCCAGGUGGGACACUGGGAAAUUUGGGCCUUGUAGUGCAUCCUGUGGCGGAGGAGAGAGAGUGCGCCCUGUAACAUGCGUUCAGAAACAUGGAGCCAUCGUGGUAAAAGUUCCUAGUUCUGAAUGCCCACCUGAUACAGCUCCAAACGUUGUUGAAAAAUGCAACCUACAACACUGUCCUGCAAGGUGGCGUAUAUCAGAGCCAGCUAAAUGUUCAGCAGUGUGUGGACCAGGAGAAGCAAAGCAAACCGUGUUGUGUGUCCGGCCAGAAAAUGGACAGGACGUUGAAGUGGAUCAGAGCUUCUGUUCAAAGCAAACACGACCACCUGAUUCAGUGCCCUGUGUGGUAGAUGUCUGCCCCAUUGGAUGGGAAUCUAAGGGAGAGGACCAACCCCAGCUAAAGUCUGGUUUGUUGCCAAACACUAGACAAGCUCCUGUGUAUGUGUGGAGCCCUGUUAUCAGCCAGUGCUCAAAAACCUGUGGCAAUGGAACCCUGCAGGUGUGGUUUUCCUGUGUGGACCACCAGACGAGACUGGGGGUGCCCGACUUCCACUGUGAUGCUUCUACCAAACCCUCUUUCCAAUCUGAGACCUGCAACACAUCUCCCUGCUCUCCUGUGUGGCGCUCUAAGCAAGGAGUCUGCAGUGUAACUUGUGGAGGAGGGGUGGCCAACAGGGUGCUGUACUGUGCUCAAGAAACAGAAGGGGAGGAGGAGGUGGUAGAGGAUUCAGAGUGCAGUGGCUUUCCUAAGCCCGCUGUAGUGGUGUCAUGUAACACUCACAGCUGCCCAGCAAAGUGGAAGGUUCUGAGAACAUCACCCUGCUCUGUGUCCUGUGAUUUGGGUGUGGCUCAGAGACUUGUGUCUUGUGUCCAGUAUGUCCAUGGCAAAGAGAGCAUGGUCCCAGAGGAAAACUGCCGCACAACUGUGAAACCAGCCACCACAGUGCCCUGCCUGGCCCAAGUCUGCACCUUCAGGUGGGAGGUGACACCAUGGAGCCAGUGUUCAGUACCCUGUGAAUAUGGGAUCCAGUCCAGAGCUGUGUCCUGCAUGGGCCCCUCUAAGCCAGAGCCCCUCAGCCCACUGUUUUGUAUGCACAUACCCAAACCUAUCACCAUCCAGGGCUGCUACAUGGGCGGCUGCAUGCACACAUCAGAUGCCACCACUAACACCACUACUGUAGCGCAUACUGAAGUGAAAGCUAACCUCACAGAGGAGGGACCUGUCCUGUCUCCCAGUAUGGGUCAAAAAGAUAGGCCACAUCUCCACAAGAGCCGUCUUUCUCCAAGUCUAACACAGACGCUAACCAUCCCACAGAGCACCACAACAGUGAACCCAACACCUAAACCCAGUACAUGUGGACAGCUACUACUUGAAGAAUCAGGCGUGGUGGAUUUGAAAGACAUAACUGGCCGCUGCACAGUAUCCAUAGGACGACCUCUGGAUGAGGUCAUUCACAUUAAAGUGGAAUCUAGCUCCUUAAACUGCAGAAAGAAGGAGUAUGUGGCAUUUUUUGAUCGACUGGCAUUCAUAAGGAAGUGUGAUUUGGCAGCAAGUAGUGAACUGACCACAAGAACCAACGUCCUGCUGGUGCGACAAAACCUGCUCACCCCUGGGAAUGGGGUCGUUCUCACCUACAGUUCACAGAAAAAUAUGAAGAAGAGCCACCAUCAGGAUUGUGACAUUCAGCUCUUUUCCCCCCGCGGUGUGUUUGAAAAUCCAACUACACCCAACACCAACCACACCUGUCGCGUGCUUAUCAACGCCCCUCCCCUGGUGAAGAUCAGAAUCCAGGCCCUACACAUAGGAUUCAACAGCACCAAUACCCAGUCUACAUACAUUACGAUCCGGGACAUGGAUGUCUUAAAGACCAACGUUUUUAAAGGCCAUCAGCUGUUUUUGUGGCAUUCCUCUGGAAAUAUGGCUGAGAUUGAAUUUCAUGGAGACUACAUGCAUUCCAACGGGAGCUUCAGAGCCGAAUAUUCCUUUAUGCGUCCAUGAUGCUAGGUGUUAAAUAGUUUAGGGAAGUUUUGAUCUAUAUGAUUAACAUUUCUUUAGUUUGCAUUACUUACACUUUUGUAACAGCCAUUAACUGCUAUUCUGCUGAGUAGAAAGGCUUUACAUAACUCUGUGCUAAUUAUUUUGAUCUGAAAUAAAUAAUAAACAAGCCAAGGGACUCUGAA
Messenger RNA from Monopterus albus (swamp eel), 4514 nucleotides. It is a transcript of the gene adamts13, whose product is annotated as ADAM metallopeptidase with thrombospondin type 1 motif, 13. Lineage: Eukaryota; Metazoa; Chordata; Actinopteri; Synbranchiformes; Synbranchidae. Gene Ontology annotation, cellular component: extracellular matrix. Bases 1 to 4332 code for a protein of 1443 amino acids. The transcript has 29 exons. Gene Ontology annotation, molecular function: metalloendopeptidase activity. Gene Ontology annotation, biological process: proteolysis; extracellular matrix organization. The record is from RefSeq and is a predicted model, not a curated record.